This is a messenger RNA of Anisakis simplex (herring worm), 567 nucleotides long. The record is from the annotation of a GenBank genome assembly. Lineage: Eukaryota; Metazoa; Nematoda; Chromadorea; Rhabditida; Anisakidae.
CCAAAAAUUACACCAUCCACCAUAUCGCCUCUCGAUCGCAACUCAAUAAUGCCGAAGGACAAAGCACAAAAUCAAAAGAAUGCAACAAAAGACAGACAGAUGAUGGGUAGUGUGGGUGAUCUUCUAACUGAAAACGAAAAAUUGUUAUCGGUUGCUGGAGCUGAAUUGCCGGAUUGCUUUGAAGGAUGCAAUAAAUAUUUUGCUAAAACAGUCGAUGUGGCCAUCAAGUCUGGUAAUCAUUACGAACGCUACCAAAAUGUUUGCUUUAGAUUCAAAGAAGCAAGUAAGUGUUUAGAGCAAAUGAAACAUUGUGGUAGUUAUGAGUUAUUCGAUGUGCUGACAAGUGGACUUAAAUACAUGUGCAUCGAUCAGAAAGGAGAAUGUUCAAAAGAUUGCAAUGUUGAGGGCAUUCUAGCAGGAUGGGGUGUAUAUGCAGGUUUAAGGCAAACCUCCCUCUUCACACCACAGGGUAUUACAAUGCUUUUUAUCAUGCUUACGGACGAAAUUCAACAGGCGAUGCCUUGGUAUGGCUGGCUCGUUGCUUUCGGUCUUGACGAUGCGAUUUAG